This is a messenger RNA of Daldinia childiae, 786 nucleotides long. RefSeq lists its product as uncharacterized. The transcript has 2 exons. Bases 1 to 786 code for a protein of 261 amino acids. NCBI's taxonomy places the organism in Eukaryota, Fungi, Ascomycota, Sordariomycetes, Xylariales, Hypoxylaceae. The record is from RefSeq and is a predicted model, not a curated record.
AUGAAAAAAUACCUAACCUCAUCCCUCAUCGCCGCGUCCGCGCUCGCGCUCGCGCAGAAGAUUCCAGACCCCCUCAUAUGCGAAGACACGCUCGACGGCUCGCCCGCGUUCCAAGCGGAUUCGAUACCGUGCCUGCUGCGGUGCCAGGACCCGCUGGCGGCGGCGACGGGCAGUCUGCUGCCGGGCUCGGUCAACGAGACGGCUAUCCCGUACUGCCAGCUCGACUGCGUGCACCGCGCGGCGUCGCCGGCGCAGUCGACGCGCGCGCCGGAUUGCUAUCGCCGGUGUCGGGUGCGCAACCAGGGGUCGCCGGAGAAUGCUGGGUGGUGCAUGUAUUGGUGCGUGGACGGGUUCGGGGACGUGGUUGAGGCGACGGCUUGUGUGCCGUCGUUGGAGUUUGGGGCUGUGAGUACUGUUGUGGAGGAUGGGCGGACGGUGACUUUUAGACUAGCUGUAAGCCAGGGGUUGGAAUGGCGGAGCUGGUACGAGACGCAGACCGUGAUGCCGAUUACGUCUAGUUCUAGCUUUACGUACUCGGCUCCGUAUAGGGCGAGUCCGGCGGGUUCACCGCAGAGUACGAGUACGAGUAGUCAGGGUGGGCAGGUGACUCAGACGUCGACGUCGGCAUCGAGUACAGAGUCUGCUCAGAGCACGGGGACGGGGACGGAGACGAGUGGUGAAGCUGUUGCGUCGCCAACUACUACGGCCGCGGCGGGACGUCUUUCGCAGGUAGGUUUGCUGGGAGUCUUAGGUGCUGUUGGGUUUUGGAUUGUGAUGGUAGUGUAA